AUGAAGCGAUCAUCCGAUGAGGGUCUUUCCGGCAUGUCGCAAGCUUGUUCGGUGUUGAAGAGAGCUCCAGCGACGGGCGGCAGGUCGCAGAAGCAACAGGAUGAGGAUCCGACACUGGCGGCCAUGAAGUUUGUGACGGGCAGCAUCGAGAGAGACUGCGAGGGCGUGAUCAAGGCUUGUUAUGAUGACAUCUGUCAACGAAUUUUCUCCUUCCUCGCAAACUCUUGCAAGUACGACAGCAAUGCUAUCGCUAUACCGACGUGUCUUCUGCUGUCAGGAGUCAACUUACAGGACCAUCACGGAGUUCUACAUGCCAUCACUCAUGAACUGAAAGAGAAGAAGAACCAUGUGGCCAUCAUCCAUCCACCCGAGGCGGAGGAUAUUGGAAAAUGCAUAGACUCCAUCGUACAACAGUUUCGCUCGUCGGAUGGCGAGAGGUUGAAGCCGUCGAGGUCAAGAAGUCUUUACACCAUGCAGGCGAGGACGAGGGAGGGAGAGUGCGGAUGGGGAUGGCCUGACAUGAGCUCUUCAAAGAGCUUGAGGAGAUGGUAUGAGGAGAGAAGAAGCGAAGGAGCAGAGACAAAGUUGAUCGUCAACCUGGUCGACAUCGACUGCUAUGCCGACCAGGCAUGCGCUGCCCCGCCUGCUGGCACCGAGCACGCGGAUGAAGCUGGAGGUGAAGGCGAGGGAGAGGACGAAGAGGCUGACGCUGUUCAGAUUCAUCACAAGCUGAUGCUGCCGACAGCAGGCAAGAUGUUGACGCAGUCUGAGCAUCUUUUCUUCAUCGGUGAAAGAGCCCUCACGUACAUGCUCGCCUUGCCGUCUGUCUCGUCGUUCCCCUCCUUCCCCUCCCUCGCGGACAAGAACAAGAAGCUUCUCAUCUGCGAAUGGAUCUGCGGCCUUAGAACGGUUAAGAGGAGGAUGAGGUUUGUUUGCUCUUGUCUCCUUGCGGCCGCUCGUUGCUCCCAGAACUCUGCCACCAAGCAGGUUCUUUCACUUCACCACAUCUUACAAGAUGGCGCUCGCGGGUUCUCGCGCAAGGAGGCUGCUGGGACGCGCGGGUGGCCGCAGGGGCACAGCAUGCAGGUCGUCUUCUCCUCCCUGCAAUCCGCGCGCGGCCCUUCCCUGGUGCAGCUGGUCGAGCAGCUGGAAGAGGAGCUGAAGUCCCUUGCCCGAGACCUUUCGUCCUCCCUCGCAGAGUUCGGGCUGAAGGAAGAAAACGACAAGGGAAAGAGGAAGAAGAAGGAGGGAAAGCGAGGAGAGGAGGUGGAGGAGGGCAAAGAAGGAGAGGUCGGACUGUCAGCAGCGUCUGUCCUGCUCUACUGCGAGAAGAUGAUGGAGGAGGUGAAGCGAGUGAGGAGUGGAGAGACGAGAAGCCGCGAGGAGGAAGUGCAGAAGAAGACAAGCCAACAGACGGUCAGACGAGGAAAGCACAUUAUGACGCCACAACAGGGCGAUGAUGACGACGGUGAGGAGGAGGAGUAG
Guillardia theta CCMP2712 is the source of this 1485-nucleotide messenger RNA. RefSeq lists its product as hypothetical. The record is from RefSeq and is a predicted model, not a curated record. Bases 1 to 1485 code for a protein of 494 amino acids. The transcript has 10 exons. Gene Ontology annotation, cellular component: DNA replication preinitiation complex; nuclear pre-replicative complex; nuclear origin of replication recognition complex. Lineage: Eukaryota; Cryptophyceae; Pyrenomonadales; Geminigeraceae. Gene Ontology annotation, biological process: DNA replication initiation; DNA replication. Gene Ontology annotation, molecular function: DNA replication origin binding.